This is a messenger RNA of Linum trigynum, 420 nucleotides long. Lineage: Eukaryota; Viridiplantae; Streptophyta; Magnoliopsida; Malpighiales; Linaceae. The record is from the annotation of a GenBank genome assembly.
AUGAAGAAUAGGAAGACUUUCCUACUGGAAAGCCAAAAGCCCACUGCCCGAGUGGCUAAGGAGGAUCAUGGACCAGUGGGGAAAGUGAUUUUUGAGUAUGUGACAGAGUUCUUCAAAGAGCAGGGGUCGAUUGUAAAUUGGAUUAGUGGGAAUUCAGCAUUGCUGACGUUCCUCAGCAAUUUGGCAACGAUGAUUGCGGUGUAUUCGCUUGCCUUUACAUGGAGCUAUGGGCGGGUCACCUUCCGGUGGAAUGUAAAAACAGUUGGCAGAAGCAGGAAUAUGUGGAGGAACAACGAACACGGAUUGCAGCAUAACCUCCGGUUAUGGAACUAUAACGGCCACAAGGAUGCAAUAAUUCAAGAAGCAAAAGAUUGGAGUAUGCAGAAAGAGAAAGGGAAAGGGAAAAAGAAGAGAAAUUGA